GCACUUGAAGCCAGCUGGUAUGGACUGACGGUGUUAUCAGAGUUUUUUUAUUGUGUUAUUGUGUCUCGAAUGUCUCGGUGCAAUGAUAAGAAUUUAACUAGCUCGUUCUCGAGGCAGCAUUUAAACUCAAUUUAGUGUUGUUUGCGUUGGCCGGUUGUGCGGAGCGUUUUGAUAGAAGCAGAAAAAUACAAGCCGCUGAGAGAAUUCAUUAUUCGUCGAUAAUUUUGUUUACGUUUUCAUUUCUCUUUGCUGCUCGAAAUCCACGUCAAGAAUGGACAACACAGACGACACCUUCGUACAUGUGCUAGAAACAAUUCCGGAUAGUAGUCGGGUGUCUCAGCUGAAAGCUCACUUCAUAAGCGCAUUCAACCGAAAUCCGGCUUUUUUUGUGCGUUGCAGUGGAAGAGUCAACAUUAUCGGAGAACAUGUAGAUUACUGCGGCUACCCGGUUCUGCCAAUGGCAAUCGAGCAAACUAUUAUUUUAGCUGUUGCGCCAUCGGAGGAUAAUUUGGUUCAUUUGAAAAAUGUAGAUCCAAAAUACAAGUCUUUUAAAUGCAACAUCAACACGUUCACUAUUGAUUUACCCAACUCAACAGGCCCCGAAUGGUACAAGUACUUCCUAUGCGGUGUGAAAGGUAUCCUUGAAUUUGCAAAACCUUCCCAUCCUAAAGGAAUGAUGGUAGUUCUAUCGGGUAACAUUCCACCGGCAUCUGGUUUAUCAAGCUCAAGCGCGGUCGUGAGCGCCUCCGUUCUUGGAUCAGCUUACAUACAUAACAUUCCGCUGAAUAAGCAGACAUUAGCAACGGUUUCUGCAGAUUGCGAACGAUACAUUGGAACACAAGGAGGCGGAAUGGAUCAAGCUAUCGCCUACCUUGCCAAACAGGGAUGUGCGCAAUUUAUUGAAUGGAACCCAUUGAAAGCAACGCCGAUUAAUCUUCCGGGGAAUGCUGUAUUUGUGAUUGCAAACAGUUUGACAGAGGCCAAUAAAGCAGCUACAUCUGAUUUUAACCAGCGGGUUGUAGAGUGUCGACUAGGUUGCAGAUUUUUAGCAAAGAAAAUGCAGAUAAACUGGCGAGAAAUUUUUCGGUUUGCCGACCUUCAGAAGGUGCUUAACUAUUCUUUGGAAGAAAUGGAAAAUCUUACCAGCAGCUAUCUGACUCAAAUGGCAUAUACAAGAGAAGAGUUGUUGAAUAUAUUUGAAAUAGAUUCGACUGAUUUUGUUGAAAACUUACUCACUCCAAAUACACGAGAUGCCCAAAUCUUUAAGUUACGCCAACGAGCGCUACAUGUGUUUCAAGAGACUAUACGUGUUAACACCUUUGUUGAAGUGGCAAAGCAGCAGUCUGCUGAUGCGGUACAUUUGAUGAAGCAACUAAUGAGGCAAUCCCACGAGAGCCUAAAAACGAUGUACGAAUGCUCGCACCCAAAUCUGGACAAAUUGGUUCAGAUUUCUGAUACACUGAACGUAGGCGCUAGAUUAACAGGAGCAGGAUGGGGAGGCUGCGUUGUCGCUCUUUGCGACGGAGUCAACCAAAGUGUGCAAUAUAUAAACUACUUGAAGAAAGCCUAUUACGCGAACCUGACGCAGGCUGAAGGGAAGAAUCUGGACGACAUAGUUUUUGCUACCAGCCCGCAACGCGGUGCUGAAAUAUAUAUGAUGGAUGCUGGACAGCAUUUCAUUGAAUAGAUUAUUUCGAAAAACAAAGUUGUUAGUUACCACAUAGCAAAAAGCUAGUUAUUAGUCUAUUGUUAUCACAAAUAUCGAUUCAUAUUAUUUGAAUAAAUAGUAUCUCAGGCAUUUGAA
This is a messenger RNA of Ochlerotatus camptorhynchus, 1804 nucleotides long. It is a transcript of the gene Galk, whose product is annotated as N-acetylgalactosamine kinase. NCBI's taxonomy places the organism in Eukaryota, Metazoa, Arthropoda, Insecta, Diptera, Culicidae. The transcript has 7 exons. Gene Ontology annotation, cellular component: cytosol; cytoplasm. Gene Ontology annotation, molecular function: ATP binding; galactokinase activity. The coding region runs from base 272 to 1687 and encodes 471 amino acids. The record is from RefSeq and is a predicted model, not a curated record. Gene Ontology annotation, biological process: galactose metabolic process; carbohydrate phosphorylation.